Coregonus clupeaformis (lake whitefish) is the source of this 2744-nucleotide messenger RNA. Its product is annotated as corticotropin-releasing factor receptor 1. The transcript has 14 exons. Gene Ontology annotation, biological process: cell surface receptor signaling pathway; adenylate cyclase-activating G protein-coupled receptor signaling pathway. Bases 1018 to 2310 code for a protein of 430 amino acids. Gene Ontology annotation, cellular component: neuron projection; plasma membrane. Lineage: Eukaryota; Metazoa; Chordata; Actinopteri; Salmoniformes; Salmonidae. Gene Ontology annotation, molecular function: corticotrophin-releasing factor receptor activity; corticotropin-releasing hormone receptor activity; G protein-coupled peptide receptor activity. The record is from RefSeq and is a predicted model, not a curated record.
GCAGGACCGCAAACAAAAUAUUUCAAAUUCUGAAAGCAGUCGGUCCGACUGCAGUGAAGUGGAAUCGGAGCUGAAACACCCCAAGAGCUAGAAAGACUGUGGACCGGCACUGAGUUAAGAGGUUAAGAGGAUACCCGUGUAGUUUUGUCAAACACAUCAUAUUGCGAUUUCUGAAGCUGAGCCACUUCCCUUUUCACUUUUAGGAGCGCAGUGAGCAGCUUUUAAUUCAUGCUAUCUUUUUCCUCGGGGACAGGACUGUGGUGUAUGUUGCCUAGCUAUUAUAAGUUAAAUGGUAUUUUGGAUACCUUAGCAUUGAGAAAAUAAAUAUUGGAGCACCUGACCAGUCGCACAUCGGAAAAACAAUACAUGAGAGGACUGUUAUGAAGAGAUAUUUAGAAAGGACAUGCAAAGGCUGUCAACGCUUUGAAGUUGGAAACCCGACCGCAAUCUCUGACCGAAUUUCAAUAGGCCCACUGAAUUAAUUACUGGAUACCGCGGACGGAACCUGUGAUGUUCGUUUUAUUUACAUGGAGAACAAGAGUUAUUUACAUGUAGGCUAUUAUUAAAACCACGCAAAACGCAGUAACCUGGAAAGUCCAUUCACCGGAAUAUAUAUAUCGGUGUAAUACAGACGGAAAUAAACUACUACGGAUCUACAUGAUACAACAAAUAUUUCCGAAGAGACGUUUGAAUUUCCUCUGAAAUGUACUGACAUCGAUCAAACCAAAGAUAUCUCGAUAAGAUAAUGACCGGUAAUUUAGAGGCUGCGUUAAGAAAUAAAUGAACAUUUUACGCAAACACUUUAUUGGGACUUCAGAGUUGAGAAAAUGCAUAACGAUAAGUAACUGACUGUUGGUGUUUCAUGUGUGCAAGAUUCAUUCCGAAAGUGGUGUGAUAUCCUCUCUUGUGAGGAUUAAGCAUCCGUACUCCGGUACCGGAGGCAUCUCGUGGUAACCCGGUAGCUGCGGGGGGGCAGGAGUGCAGUUUGGAGAUAUCAGCAAAUAAACGCACAGAAAGAUGUGGCUGCGAAUUCUUCCCCAGGUGUUGACCAUCUGUGCUGUGGUGAUCUCCGAGACAACGGCUGACCUGACCUGUGAUACACUGCUCCUGCUGUCCACCAAUCUCACUGCACGUACGUUGGCACUGUGGAAUCUGACCCUCACGCCCAGCAAUGUCACCGGCGGCCUGUUCUGUAACAUGUCCAUCGAUCCCAUCGGUACCUGCUGGCCCAAGAGCACUGCAGGGGAGUGGGUGUCACGGCCAUGCCCAGAGAUGUUCUAUGGCGUCAAAUACAACACCACCAACAAUGUGUACAGAGAAUGCCUUUCCAAUGGGUCUUGGGCCGUGAAAGGCAACUACACCCAGUGUCAAGAGAUUCUCAAUGAGAAAAAGAGCAAGCUGCACUACCACAUAGCGGUGAUCAUAAACUACAUGGGACAUUGUAUCUCUCUGGCAGCCCUGCUGGUGGCCUUCAUCCUCUUUAUGAGGCUGAGGAGUAUCCGCUGCUUGAGGAACAUCAUCCACUGGAACCUGAUCACAGCUUUCAUCCUGAGGAAUGCCACUUGGUUCGUCGUACAGCUCACCAUGAACCCCGAGGUGCAUGAGAGCAAUGUGUUGUGGUGCCGGCUUGUCACGGCAGCCUAUAAUUAUUUCCACGUGACAAACUUCUUCUGGAUGUUUGGGGAGGGCUGCUACCUGCAUACAGCCAUCGUGCUCACCUAUUCCACGGACAAGCUACGCAAGUGGAUGUUCAUCUGCAUCGGGUGGUGUAUCCCUCUUCCAAUCAUCAUUGCGUGGGCCAUUGGCAAGCUUUACUACGACAACGAAAAGUGCUGGUUUGGGAAGAAGGCAGGAGUGUACACAGAUUACAUCUACCAGGGCCCAAUGAUCCUGGUGUUGCUGAUCAACUUUAUAUUCCUCUUCAACAUUGUGAGAAUCCUCAUGACAAAGCUGAGAGCCUCCACCACCUCAGAGACAAUACAGUACAGGAAAGCGGUGAAGGCCACUCUGGUGCUGCUGCCACUUCUGGGCAUCACCUACAUGCUAUUUUUUGUCAACCCGGGAGGGGAGGAUGAGGUCGCCCAAAUAGUCUUCAUCUACUUCAACUCCAUCCUGGAGUCUUUUCAGGGCUUUUUCGUGUCAGUGUUUUACUGCUUCCUGAACAGCGAGGUGCGUUCUGCGGUGAGGAAGAGAUGGCACCGCUGGCAGGACAAACAUUCAAUCAGGGCUCGGGUGGCGCGUGCCAUGUCCAUCCCCACGUCGCCCACACGGGUCAGCUUCCACAGCAUCAAGCAGUCCUCUGCCGUGUGAGGACCAACAACACUCUGCUCUGACUGAACGCCCCCGUCUCACCUCUCACUGGCAAACACCCCUCCAACAGGUCCCCCACAGAGCACCUCUUUCCCCUCUUCUCUCCAAACCAACCGAGGGAAACAGCUACCGUGAUGGUUCACGCAGGGUACACUUGGUCUGUAAACACAGACCUCACAUACCCCCUCCCAGGGAGCAGUGACCUCUGUAGUCUCUCGCCUGCUGAUACAUUGAGGUACGUUCACUCAGUGCGUUCCUCUGAAAGCUACAGAGGGUCAGGAUGACAAUGGCCAAACAGAGAAAUGUCAGGAGCUGACUUUUUGCCAAAAGGUAGCACAGGGAACUAUUACAAUCCCUGUGGCAUUGGCAGAUUCAGUUGAGAGGUGACUUUUGAUGUCAAAUACAUACAGUGGGGAGAACAAGUAUUUGAUACA